ACUAGCACUGCCUUCUUUCAAAAUGCAAAGCGAUAAACAACAGGAAACACCCAUGCCGAGGGUAGAAUAUAUUGAGCCCUAUUGUCAGUGGACUAGAGGAAAAGAGUUGGACAGAAUUGAAAUUACUCUCGAUGAUUUCAGAAAGGAAGAUGUGAAAGUUACACUUAAACAUCCAGUUGGUGAGGGGGAACAUUUUAUUAUAUCAGUGACCGCAGAAUCUCCAAUACGUCUUUGCAAGAAAUUUGAAAUUCCAAAUGAUUAUGAACUGGGAAAUUUGCGUGCAGAAUUAUCUUGUGGUAGUCUCAUUCUAGAGCUACCUAAGAAAGCUGCUUCAAAUAAGCUCGAAAUUUUAAAGCCGAAAUUAGAAAUAAGAAAAGCUUUGCAGGAAUCAGCCGAAGACAUGCAAAAGAAUUUCUUUGCUGCGGUUGAAUAUUUCUGUUCAAAGAAACAAGUUGCAGCAUUUAGUUUUAUGGUGCUGGCUAGUGGUCUAUUUGCAUACAAAUAUUAUACUGAAUGUUAAUAGUGUUAAGAACUAAAAUCCCACCAGCUUGUUUCCUCUUUUAAAAUUGUUAAUGUUGAUGUCGAUGAGAGUCAAAACUAAUGGAAAUCUACAUUAUUCAUUUUUUUAUUACUUUA
This is a messenger RNA of Theobroma umbraticum, 636 nucleotides long. RefSeq lists its product as uncharacterized. NCBI's taxonomy places the organism in Eukaryota, Viridiplantae, Streptophyta, Magnoliopsida, Malvales, Malvaceae. The record is from RefSeq and is a predicted model, not a curated record.